Messenger RNA from Dothidotthia symphoricarpi CBS 119687, 567 nucleotides. RefSeq names its product DUF1748-domain-containing protein. The record is from RefSeq and is a predicted model, not a curated record. The transcript is spliced from 5 exons. NCBI's taxonomy places the organism in Eukaryota, Fungi, Ascomycota, Dothideomycetes, Pleosporales, Dothidotthiaceae. The coding region runs from base 165 to 395 and encodes 76 amino acids. Gene Ontology annotation, cellular component: cytoplasm.
GCCAGAGACCCGGUUCCCGCCGUUGAUGCCCGAAGAUGAAGGGCGGACGCCCCACACGAUCACAUGCAGGCAUGCAUGCUUGCAUGCAUGACUGACUAAGUCGCCCGCAAGAAGACGCGCCCCGAACGUCCACUUCCCGAUCCACCUUUUACCAGACGCAAAACAUGGUUCUUGGCAAGGUAGCCCACUACGCCUUCGAUGCAGUACUGAUCUCUGCGUUCCUCGCUGGCGUGCGACGCUCAACCGGCCUCACUCCUAGUAUCAAGCCCGACCAGUUCGCCGAGACCCCUGGCAUGAAGAAAUGGAUUGAUAACUACCUAUGGGUGGGCGAAACGGUCAUGGACCAGAGCGUUGCGUUUUUCGCAUCGAGUUCCUAUUUCGAGCGAAAGCGGUAGAACCCUGCUGGAAAGGGGGGACGUUGAGGACAAUACCCACGGCCAGACAGUGUUAGGUCGGCCAGCUUUGUGUGGCUGGUGGAGAUAUGGCUUGGGCGUGAAGAGGGGGCAAGUUGUACACGUCGGCAAGCGCGGCACGAAGACCAUGAUUAACGAGACGAAACUGCUCCUU